Vespa mandarinia (Asian giant hornet) is the source of this 5128-nucleotide messenger RNA. Its product is annotated as low-density lipoprotein receptor. Gene Ontology annotation, biological process: receptor-mediated endocytosis. Gene Ontology annotation, molecular function: hormone binding; protein binding; calcium ion binding. Gene Ontology annotation, cellular component: signaling receptor complex; apical plasma membrane; plasma membrane. The record is from RefSeq and is a predicted model, not a curated record. Lineage: Eukaryota; Metazoa; Arthropoda; Insecta; Hymenoptera; Vespidae.
AUUUUUUCUGUCUUUCCUUUUUCUAUCGGUCGUUCGAAAAAAAAAAAGAUCAAAGAAUAUCUCGAACUACGGUUUCCACAUUCGUUCCUUAUAUUGUUAACAUUCUCGUGUUCGUCGUUAUUGUUAUUGCUGAUACUACUGUUGCUACUGGUUGUUGCUGCUGUUGCUGCUGCUGCUGCUGCUGCUGCUGCUACUCCUCUUGAUCGAUUCCCCGGCGAGAGGUUGCCGGGUGGGAAAAGUAAGCGUGCGUGCGUGCCGCGGACGACGUCUCGCGAAGAGAAACGAAGUAAGAGGAAUAGAGGAAGAUAUAUAGAGAUAGAUAGUAAAAGAAAGAGAGAAAGAGAAAGAGAGAGACCGGAACGCGCGACCGCCUGACUGCUGGCUUUUCUUCGCGCCGUCUAGUGGUGUGUUAGUGUGUGGUAGUAGUAGAGUGUAGUAAUAGUAGUAGUAGUAGUGGUGUGGUGGUGGUGGUGUGGUGGUGGCAGUGGUGGCAGUAGCAGCGGUGAUAGUAGUGGUGGUGGUGGCGGUGCUGCUAGUGGUGGUGACUUUGGCGAAGGUGUAUUGGCCGAGAAAGAGAGCCGACGACAGGACACGAGUACAUACGCCGCCGACAAAAGAGGGCUGUUAUGGAGCGAAGCUGUCGUCUGCUCUUCCUGUUCCCGCCGGUGCACCUGCUCACGAUAUUCGUCGCUUCUCUCACACUGAUAGAUGCUUUCUCCGUCGACAGUAAACCGGCUUGUCCAUUAAGACAAUUUCGCUGUGCGAACGGCAGAUGUAUACCCAUGACUUGGGUCUGCGACGGAACGGACGAUUGUACGGAUAAUUCCGAUGAGAAUCCUGUAGUAUGCAAAGGUACUCAACAAUGUGGGGAAAACGACUUCAAGUGUGCCAGUGGCAGGUGCAUACCUGGAGUAUGGCAUUGCGAUGGGGAAAAGGAUUGUGACGACGAUUCCGAUGAAGAUCCGAAUAUUUGCAGAGCACAAAUAUGCAGCAAGAAAUUUCAAUGCGGUUCAGGAGAAUGUAUACCAAAUAGCUGGUUAUGCGAUCAUCAAAACGAUUGUCAAGACGGCUCGGAUGAGAAAAAUUGUAAUAGAACGAAGAAUUGCACCGCGGAACAAUUUACUUGUCGUUCGGGAUAUGGCGAAUGCAUCGCAUUAACAUGGAUGUGUGACGACAAUCCAGACUGUUCGGAUGGCUCGGACGAGGCUGAAUGUAAUGAUACUUGUCGGUCUGAUGAAUUCACAUGUGCAAACAAGCAUUGCAUCCAACAAUAUUGGGUCUGUGAUCAUGAUGAUGAUUGUGGGGAUGGCAGUGAUGAAAAAAACUGUACUCCAACUACGUGCAAUCCUGUGACAGAUUUUGCUUGUACAGAGUACUUCUGUAUCAUAGCACAAUGGAGAUGCGAUGGCGAUUAUGAUUGUCCUGAUCAUUCUGAUGAGAUUGGUUGUAAGGGAGUUAUAUCUGGACAGAAGCCAAACCAUUGUGAUACAAAAGAAUUUAACUGUGAUGAUGGUGUUACUUGUAUACAUCAAAGCUGGGUGUGUGAUGGCGAUAAAGACUGUCCAAACGGUGCAGAUGAAUCGCCACAAAGAUGUCAUAAUAUUACUUGUAGACCUGAUCAAUUCCAAUGUGAAGAUCGCCGUACAUGUAUACCAGGUCACUUAUACUGUAAUGAUAAAGCUGAGUGUUUUGAUGGGAGUGACGAAAAGAAUUGUACAAUAAAAGCUGCUGUAUGCAAUCCAUUAACACAAUUUGAAUGCAGUGAAGCUUCAUGCAUUCCCCUCGAAAGUGUGUGUGAUAAGAAAAUGGAUUGUCUCAAUUGGGAGGAUGAAAGAGCCGACCUUUGCAAUGUAGAUGAAUGUGCCAAAGAUAAUGGUGGAUGUUCACAAUUAUGUAUUAAUCUUCCUAUUGGCUAUCGUUGUGAUUGCAGACCGGGUUACAAGUUGAUCGACAAUCGAACCUGCGAUGAUAUUGAUGAAUGCUUAGAGCCAGGAAGUUGUUCCCAAUUUUGUCGAAAUGAGAAAGGAACAUUUAAAUGUAAUUGUGCUCCUGGUUAUCUAAAAGAUCCCAAAAAUUUAACACGUUGCAAGGCAGCAGAAGGUCACGCAAGUCUUCUUUUUGCUAGAAGACAUGAUAUUAGGAAGGUAGCUUUAGAUCGUCAAGAAAUGACGGCGAUUGUUAAUAACACUAAAAUGGCAACAGCUUUAGACUUUGUUUUUCGAACGGGUAUGAUAUUCUGGAGCGAUAUUACGGAAAGAAAAAUUUAUAAAGCACCGAUAGAUGAAGGAAAUGACCGUACGGUUGUAAUAGAAGAUGAUUUAACCACAUCAGAUGGAUUAGCAGUAGAUUGGAUAUAUAGUCAUAUAUAUUGGACCGAUUCUGGAAAAGAUACAAUAGAAUUAGCUAAUUUCGAAGGAAACAUGAGAAAAACUCUCAUUAAAGAUCACAUACAAGAGCCGCGAGCUAUCGCUCUAAAUCCUUUGGAUGGUUGGAUGUUUUGGACUGAUUGGAGUGACGAAGCUCGUAUAGAAAGAGCCGGUAUGGAUGGUUCUCAUCGUUCAGUUAUUGUCGGACACGAUAUAAAGUGGCCAAAUGGAUUGACUUUGGAUUUAAUUGGUAAAAGAUUAUAUUGGGUAGAUGCUAAACUUAACUUUAUAGCAUCUUGUAACUAUGAUGGUUCAGGAAGACGAACAGUUCUUUAUUCAACAGAAAUGUUGAGACAUCCAUUUAGUAUUACAACUUUUGAAGAUUAUGUUUAUUGGACAGAUUGGGAUAAAGAGACCAUAUUUAAAGCAAACAAAUUCACUGGCAAGGAUGUAGAGCUUGUUACAUCUGUAAGGUCACCUCAGCAACCAAUGGUGGUACAUGUGUAUCAUCCAUAUAGGCAACCUGAUGGAAUGAAUCAAUGUCAGGCUGUUAAUGGUCAUUGCAGUCAUUUAUGUUUACCUGCGCCUAAGAUUAAUUCAAGAUCUCCACUUCUUAGUUGUGCAUGUCCGGAUGGACUAAGGCUACUACCUGAUGGACUAAUGUGUGUAGAAAAUGUAACUACUACCGUAGAACCAACAACACAACAAAGUGCUAAACUAUUUCAUAAACUUGAACCUCAGAACAUUACAACAACUAUUCAUCCGAUAACCUCGGUGGAUACCGGAAAAAAAGAUUCUGCAAGUGAGUCAACAGAUCCUGGUUUAGUUGCUGGUAUUGUUAUAGGGGUGGUAUCUUUAGGCCUAUUGCUACUUGCAUUAGUGGCAGUAUUGUGCUAUAGGCAUUAUCUUCAUCGUAAUGUUACAAGUAUGAACUUCGACAAUCCUGUAUAUAGAAAAACUACUGAAGAUCAGUUUAGUCUCGAAAAAAACAGAUUUCCCCAUCCUGCUGCUACAGUUGGAGAAGAGGCUCAGGAACCAUUAACGAGUCCUGGAACUAAUGACUACGUUUAAGGCUUAAUCUGUCAAUGAACUGGGAUUAGCAGACUUAAAAAAGCAUUGAUCAUGUAACAAAAUCAUGUAAAAAAUGAUGUAAUGUAUUUACAUCUAAUGAGCCUGUUCAAAUGUAUGCCUGCGUCUGCCCACCUGCCUGCCAACUCAGCUGUGAUUAUGUUUAUUUUUUGUACUGUUUAUUUGUUAACAAAUUUUUGUGCAUUCGAAUAUACUAUAACAUACAUGAAACAUUUAGAUUUGCUCUAAGACAUAAAGGGAGAAAUGUCUAGGGAUAUAUACGCAUGAUAACUGUUGUAAAGUAAGUAUAACAAGGAUUAGAUAUUAAAUACACUUCAAAUCCUGUACUUCUACAUUUUUUAAAAGCUAAGUACAUAGUUUCAUCAAAUAUAUCAUAAUAUAAUGUAGAGUCAAAGAUAUUUACGAUCAGUAAUAUUUUGUCUCUUCUUGCACAUUAAAUAUUAAUAUCAUAUACUAAUUAUGUCCAUUGUACAUUUAUUCUAUAUCUAUUUUAUAGAAGAAACUAUUCUUUCAUAUUGCUAUUUACAAGUGUCAAUACAAAAAAAAGGAAAUACUUCUGUUUUUAAAGUAAAAGUAUAUAUAUAUUUUCCAAAGUUACAUAGACAAAUAUUUAAAUUAUAAUAUCAAUAUUGUAUGGAUGUCUAUAUUGGCUUAGCUUAAGUAUCUGGAAGUUGUUAGCAGUCUUAUAUUAUACAGAAUUCAAAUUAUACAAAAGAAAUUUCUUUAUUUAUUUGCUCAUAAACAAAACAAGAAAAAAAUACGAAUUAUAGUGGUUUAUACAUAUUUCGAUCAUGAACAGCAAUUUCUAGUUAUAAUUAUACAUAAUAUUUUUUCUCAGGUUAAGGUGCUUAAUAUCUAAUAUAGUAUUUUACAUAUUUUGAUUUCUAUAAUGAAGCUAUUUUUUUUUGCAGCGUGAUUUGCAUGUACAUUACACAAUAUAUAAUUGUUAUUCAUUAAUCUAAAUAUAUACAUAUAUGUUGUAAGAGAUAUUUUGAUUGUUGUUACUUAAUUAUUUAUUAUACAAGAAUUUAUUUGGAAAUUGUUCUUCUGAUGGAUAGGGUUCUAUUGUCGGAGUCAUAUGUAAAUGAUGCGGAAAUUAGAUAAUGUAUGAAAAAUUGUACAAAUUAUUAAUGUAAAAAGUGUAUAAACUUACACACAUUUUUAUGAAAAUUUGUUUUAUCGCAAAAUUAUUAAAUGCGAUUAAACAAAUAUCAUGAAUGUUGUGAUAAAACGUAUUUUUUCAACUGUCGACCAUACAUCUGCUUUAGUAAUUAUUGUAAUGAUCGAAGUUGGUUUUUUUUUAUCUUUUUUUUUAAAUAGUACGUUUUCUCUUUGGUAUUAUGUAGAUUUAAGAAUAAAAAUUCUUAUAUCUGACCCCGAUAGUAGUUCGAUAACUCAGAGUACCAAAAGCAGGAAAACAAAAAAUCCUUCUUAAUUUAUAAAAUCAAGUUUCUCCUUUUAUGUCAAUUGUAAAAUGCAUAUAUAAACAGUCUUUUUAGCAUUAUCAAUAUUUCAUAAUAGCUGCCUACGUUCUAAUAUGUGGCCCAUAUCAUGAUUAAGAGACACCUUUUAGUAAUAGUAAGUUUAUACUCUCUUACGUAUAAUGGUGUGUGUGUGUGUGUGUGUGUAUAUGUAUAUGUGUGUGUAUAUAUAUAUAUAUAUACACAUUACAU